This is a messenger RNA of Tuber aestivum (summer truffle), 1958 nucleotides long. The record is from the annotation of a GenBank genome assembly. NCBI's taxonomy places the organism in Eukaryota, Fungi, Ascomycota, Pezizomycetes, Pezizales, Tuberaceae.
UUGAUGACGAUGAUUUUUAUUAUUAUUUUAAAAGCCUUCACCAACUUUUUAGCCCGUGUGUUGUGCCGAAACGGGGUGGUCUCUGAGGGGAACGGUUUUAUCCCUCCCCUCCCUUCCCCUAGGGCUACCUGUUUUGAAGUUCGUGGUGCCGUUGCCGUAAUGCUCGCGCGCUGGUUGGGCGGGUCCAUGCUGAAGUCGUCUGUUCACAGGUUCCCGGCGGAAUGGGCACUUGAUCAUCCGUGUUGCCCUACGCUACUUUACUGGCGGUGAAUAGCUAUCUUCAACGUGGUUCGCGAAUUUUGCAUCUGAUUCUUGUAGCCCUGGUGACGGUGCGGGAUGGGCUUGCCAGGUGGAGGUAUGGAACUGGGGGCUGAUCGGGAUCGGGUGGAUGAGGUUUGUUUGAGGUGCUGUAACUUAGGGAUUGUCGGGUAUUCUCCUUGCGGGACAAUAACUCUGCGAACUCUCCGUAACCGCUUUUCAGUCUGGCCGUUGAGAUGAGUAUAUGAGGGCGUGAGGAUGAACCGUAACGUCCGGUGGGGGUUUUUUUUGGGUGUCGUGAGGUUGUUUGGUUUGUUUGUGAGGUACCGUGCCUAGAAGGUUAGGUCAGCCAAAUAAGUGAACUUUCUUUGGUACGCGGGUACAUAUGAAGAAGCCAUAGACGAGCCCCUCCUUCGACGUUUCUCGUUAAUUUCGUUAAUUGAGUGACCCUGACGACUACGCCUGGAGCGCAGUACCGUUACGGUAGUGUGUGUAAGUGACUGAGUGAGUAAGGUCCGCAAUGUGCCCUGGACACUUGAACCAGGAGCAUACGGCUCAAGUGUUCACGAUAGCUUGGCGCUAGGGUGUCGCAUCUCUCGCUUCCGCAUGUCGUAGGUUCGACAUCCAAAACGCAAACGUUGGUCUCGCCGACUGAGCUGAUGGGAUGACCGAGGAUCCGGGCCAUCUAAAUCCUCGCCGAUUCGGAAAAUAUAAGUUUUGUCGGUCGGUUGGUCGUUCGUGGUUUCAGCCUUGUUGUAGUUGCCUCCCUUUCUCAACGAUAAACCAAAUAUCCUUCUCUCUUCCUUCUUCCCUUCGAGGAGCUCGCCUCUAUAUAUACUCGUAUACGUACGGAUACAGGCUCUUGCUCAUACUGCUCAGCCCCACCCUCCAGUGCUGGGGGAGUCAGUAUCCCUGGUUCCAAGCUUUCAUACACAAUUCAUUGGUCGCCUUGCUUUUUAAUCCGGCAAGAGUGUGGAGAGUUUGGUGCCGUAUGGGGCGCAAUCUCCGUGUACACUCUGUCACUGGGCGGAGGCGGAGAGGGAGGGCGAAAGGCGAUGGCACUAUUGUGAGGUAUGUUUGGUGCUUUGAAGGCGCGGGAGAAGAGACUUAUGAGUCAAUUCAGAUGCGUUGGCAGAUGAGCUUCCAGCGUUUCAGCCUUGCCAUGGAACUUGUAUUUCUGUAAGGACGUGGUGGGAAGGCUGGAGGAUAAAGAGAAUCCUCGAGCCGGAGAGCUCUUCUACGAUAGGGCAUUGCUGCAGCUUUUUCCGAGGCCGUUUUUAGGGGAGGAGGUUGAACCUGUUUUGAGGUGAAGUUUUCGCUACUCCACGACUGCCAAUUUUGGGUGUCCCGAUAGUCUAUCUGAUAUUAAAAAUUUAGAGUUGUGACACCCGUGUGGGAGGGAAGAUCUGUCUUGGCGGACGUCACUUGGUCCGGGGUGUCAGGUGACUGAGUCAUACCUCGAUCCACAAUUUAUAUGAAGGGCCAACCCAUCACCACUCUGAGACCUUCUUUUGGGAUUGCAGACGAUGGCUAGAGCAGACACGAAGUGCUUGUACCGGUAUUGGUGCGAGAUUUUGUACCGUAGCUUAGGAGCGAAUCUGUAUCCAUCUCAUCUUUCUUCUCUUGCCUUGACGGGAUGGAGGCACGGUGAGGAGGGUUGUUUGAUUGGGGGGUUUUGGGAUUGCUUUGGUAUGGAGUAC